Messenger RNA from Fonsecaea erecta, 579 nucleotides. RefSeq lists its product as hypothetical. The transcript has 3 exons. The coding region runs from base 1 to 579 and encodes 192 amino acids. Gene Ontology annotation, cellular component: nucleolus; small-subunit processome. NCBI's taxonomy places the organism in Eukaryota, Fungi, Ascomycota, Eurotiomycetes, Chaetothyriales, Herpotrichiellaceae. The record is from RefSeq and is a predicted model, not a curated record.
AUGGGCGUGCAUAAGAAGACACGCAAAUUCCAAGUGAAGAGAAUCAUCGGCCAGCGAGAUGCUCGUCUCAAAAAGAAUCAAGAGACCGGCAAGGCGGCGGAGCCUAAGAAAAAGGACGACGUGAUACGAGAGGCGCCUCAAGUGUCCUCUUCUCUAUUCUUUCAGUACAAUACUGCCCUGGUCCCACCUUAUAAUGUCCUCGUCGACACGAACUUCCUCUCCCACACCGUCCAGAAGAAACUUGAACUGCUGUCCACAAUGAUGGAUUGCCUCUAUGCAAAGUGCAUACCAAUUAUUACAGACUGUGUUAUGGCGGAACUGGAGAAGCUUGGACAGAAAUAUAGGAUUGCAUUGCGAAUCGCAAGGGACGAAAGAUGGGAGCGACUCAAAUGCGGUCACAAAGGCACAUACGCCGAUGACUGCAUCGUCGACAGAGUCAUGAGGCACAAGAUCUACAUUGUGGCUACCAACGACAGAGACCUGAAGAGGAGGAUUCGGAAGGUGCCUGGAGUACCUAUCAUGAGCGUGGCUCGUGGAAAAUAUGUCAUUGAGAGACUUCCAGAUGCCCCUGAGAAGUGA